UGAAAAUGUGGACCAGGUAUGUAUAUAAUUUUACACUAUAUAUACUAGUCCAUCACACCAAUUGUUCAUAUCAACUACGAAUUAUAUUCCUCUUUCUUUUUUAGCUCUCCAGAUUUUAGACGACGAAUAUGGAAGAAGUGAAGGUGAUUGGUUCGAGAACGAGCGGAUUCUGUACUAGAGUAGAGUGGGCGUUGAAGCUAAAGAGUGUGGAGUAUGAGUACUUGGUGGAAGAUUUGACAAACAAAAGUCCAAUUCUUCUCAAGUAUAAUCCAAUUCUUAAGAAAGUUCCUGUUCUUUUACACUUGGACAAACCUAUAGCUGAGUCCCUACUCAUUCUAGAGUACAUUGAUGAGGUGUGGAAAGAAAACCCUUUGCUUCCCCAACACCCUUAUGAAAGAGCCAAAGCUAGAUUUUGGGCCAAGUUUAGUGAUGAGAAGGUUUUGAUGGGAUCAUUUGAAGCUUGCAAAGCUCAAGGAGAAGGGAAAGAAAAAUUGAUAGAAACUGCCCAAGAAUAUUUGGGUUUUCUUGAGAAGGAAAUCGAAGGGAAGAAGUUUUUCGGAGGAGAAAGAAUCGGUUAUCUAGAUUUAGUAGUGGGAUGGAUUCCUUUAUGGCUUGAUGUGAUGGAAGAAAUUGGAGAGAUGAAGUUAAUCCAAGUAGACAAAUUUCCAUGUCUUCAUCAAUGGUGUAAGACUUUCAUGGAUAAUCCAGUUAUAGCAGAAUCAGCUCCGUCAAGAAAAUCACUUGUCGAGUAUUUUAAUGCUAGUAUCACCUAUAUCCGCUCAUUGGAAGCUAGCAAAGAGUGAAAUAAAUUAAUUAAGUUUGACUUUGAAUUGGAUUAGUAGAAUAAAAAUUUGUCAAGUGAGUUGACAAUGUCUAUGAAUGCUUUUAAUGUACUACAAACUUUCUUUUGUUUCUCUUCAAA
This is a messenger RNA of Humulus lupulus (European hop), 922 nucleotides long. RefSeq names its product probable glutathione S-transferase. Gene Ontology annotation, molecular function: glutathione transferase activity. Lineage: Eukaryota; Viridiplantae; Streptophyta; Magnoliopsida; Rosales; Cannabaceae. The record is from RefSeq and is a predicted model, not a curated record. The transcript is spliced from 3 exons. The coding region runs from base 129 to 803 and encodes 224 amino acids. Gene Ontology annotation, cellular component: cytoplasm. Gene Ontology annotation, biological process: glutathione metabolic process.